CUGGGGAACAGCUUUGCUUCAAGUUAGUUCAACAAGUUGAACUUCAAGUCCAACAAGUCCAAAGCAUAGGUAGUAUGUUUGCAGGGGAGCUAGUAAAGGUGACUUUCAGCCAAGCCCUACGGCUAAAUGCGGAAACUGCCGCCGCUUGCAGGAUAGACUGCUGAACACUUAGUCUUACCCACUCUGCUGGAAGUAUUUUCAGCAUGUUGGACCCCUUUCGCCCCUGAACUUUGUGCAAUUGACAAUCUGCAAGGUUUCCAAAGAUGGCGGAGAAAGCAACUUCCUCACGGGGCCAUGGUGACUCUACACAUUUUUCCGUCUUGGUGGACUUGUUUGAAGCGGUCAUCAAGGCAAAGAAGGGCCAGAUGAAACGGAAACACCUCAGUACAUUUUUCAACUUUUUGGGGCGUGAUUACUUCAGCGCCAUGCGCUUGAUGAUUCCAGAGCUGGACAAGGAGAGGGGCAACUACAACGUGGGGGCCGACAAGCUCGCCAAAUUCACAGCGGACGCUCUAGGCCUCGGAAAGGACACGUCAGACGCCAAGAAGCUGAUUGAGUGGAAGAGGGGGGGCGCGCGGGCGGGGAAAAGCGCCGGCAACUUUGCGAUGGUCGCGUUUGAGGUCCUGCAGAACAGGCAGAGGGAGACGUCGGGGGGGCUGACGAUCAGGGAGCUGAACGAGACUCUGGAUAAGCUGGUGGCCGCAGAGAAAAGAGAGGCCAAGACCUCUGUCCUGACCGAGCUGAUCAACAAGACCAACGCGCGCGAGAUGAAGUGGGUCGUCAACAUCAUCCUCAAGGACCUCAAGAUGGGCAUCAGCGAGAAGACCAUCUUCUCCGAGUUCCACCCCGAUGCAGAGGACAUCUUCAACGUCACGUGCGACCUGCGCGCAGUCUGCGAGAAGCUCAAGGACCGGACCAAGAGGUUCGCCCGCCAGGACAUCGAAAUUGGCAAGGCCGUCAGGCCACAGCUGGCAGCCCGGGUGAACACGGUCGAGCAGGCAAUGAAGAAGAUGCGGGGCCGGCCGGUUGUGGUGGAAUGCAAGUUCGACGGGGAGCGCAUCCAGUGCCACAUCGACGGAACGCAGCUCAACUUCUUCUCGCGCAACUUCAACGACCACGCCGAGAUCUACCGGGGCGCAAUCGGGGAUGACAUCAUCAAGCAGACCAAGUCGUCACGGUGCAUACUGGAUGGUGAGAUCGUCGUUUGGAACAACGUACUCAAGUCCUUCACGCCCUUCGGGACCAACAAGACAAUUGCGAAGCAGGACGGAGAUGGAAUACAAGGCGACGAGACGAGUGGUCUGCCUACUUUGUCUUUGUACUCUCCUUGUCGAAUCUCCCUGACUCUGGGCCACUCAGACAUCAUCUUCGACAUCCUGUACCACGACGACCGCAGCCUGAUCCACCUGCCGCUGCGCGAGCGCCACGAGAUGCUGAAGCAAGUGGUGACGCCGCUCAAGCACCGCAUCGAAGUUCUGGUGCCGGACGCGAAGCUCAACAGAGAGCCAGGAGUCCAACCGUGGACCAUCAUACCCGCGAGCGCAGAGGAGGCGCAAACGUACUUUCUGGAGAUGGUCGAAAACCGGGACGAGGGCGUCAUCAUCAAGGACCUGGAAUCCAAGUGGGAGCCCGCGGACCGGAGCCCCAACCGCUGGGCCAAGAUCAAGCCGGACUACGUCAACGUAGAGACCGACCUGGACGUGCUUAUCAUCGGUGCUAUGUACGGGGAGGGGCAUCGCCGUGGGGGUCAGCUGUCCAACUUCCUGCUGGGGAUUGCGGAGAGGCCAAAAGCCGGCGGCUUUCCUACCAAGUUCCACACCUUCUGCCGUGUCGGGACAGGCUUCAGCGAGACGGAGUUGGACGCUCUGCGAACCAAACUAGCACCGUAUCUGAGGCGGAACGAGCGCGGGUCGAAGCCGCCCAGCUUCUACGUGUGCACGGGCCACCACAAGGAGCGGCCGGACGUGUGGGUGGACCAGCCGGAGAAGUCGGUCAUUAUGCAGAUCAAGAGUGACAUCCGCACCAUCCAAACCGAGGUUUUCGCCACCCCCUUCAGCCUGCGCUUUCCCCGCUGCCAAAAGAUCCGCUACGACAAGCCCUGGUACGACUGCCUGGAUCUGGACUCCUUCCACGACAUGGUGCUCGCGAGCGGUGGGAACGUGGUCGACGGCUCCCAGUACACGGAGCUCGCGGAAACGGGAACCCAGAAGAAGCGCGUCAAGCCGGAGAAGGCGAAGCUUCCGCUCGUUCCGGCGCACCUGAUGGGAACGGACGUGUCCGGGGUCAAGCAGAAGAGCACCAUCUUCGACGGCUGCGUCUUUUAUUUCGCCAACUUCUCCCCGGAGCACGGCAAGGACGCGAUGCACCGGCUGGUGGCGGAGCACGGGGGAGCCUUCUCCAUGAACCAGAUCGACGCCGUCACGCACAUGAUCGCCGACAGGAAGGAAGGGCCGUACUACCAGGCGGCCGCACGCCGGGGUGACGUCAUCCACACGAGCUGGGUGUUCGACUGCAUCGAAGCGCGGGAACUACUACACGUGCGCCCCAAGUACUAUCUGCACCUGUCGGAGGUCACCCGGCAGGACCUGCGCAGCCAGAUUGACGAGUACGGGGACAGCUACUGCGACGACCUUGACACCGGCGAUCUGGCCCAGCUCUUCUGUAACAUGGACCCCAGCCGGUUGCACCUCCCGGCCCACAGCAUCACCCAGCUGGAGGACAAGUACGACCGGGGCACGCACUGGGGCGUCUUCAGGGGCUGCCACGUGUACAUGCACCGGCCCAUCCACUCCAGCAACGAGGACUCCCAGGCGGUCGCGGCCGCUGCCCUCCGGCGGCUGGCGCUGGACGUCCGCAUGUACGGCGGGACGGUUUUGGACCAGCUCACGGAUGACGUCACGCACAUGGUGGUGUUCGCGACGGCGGACUACCCGGUGACGCACGACAUGGUCGUCAGGAGUCUGACUGCGAGGGAGCGGACCUUGCUGCGCGAGCGGAGGAUCAGGAUCGUGGGCCACUUUUGGGUGGAGGCGUGCCGGGACAUUCAGCGACCGGUGAAGGAGACCGAGUACCUCAUCAGGUCUGAAGACGGAGAUUCCGUUGACCCCAUAAUGGAAGAAGUGCCGAGCCCCCAGCCGGAAAUGAGCAGCGACGACGAAGCCCUGGGGAACCCGUCACCGGUCCCCACCCCAGCCAAGCCCAGCAUCUACGAACUCAACACGCGCCCCCCUGCUCCAAGAAGCGCCAAAAAGGCCCCCCCCAGCGUGAUCAAAGUCCGAAGCCGCCGAGAUUCAAUCGGGCAGAAACUGCCAGAAUCCGAAGUGGGGGGUUCCAUCCAAGUGGAGAAUGAGCGGGAGGACGGGACAGGGAGUGAGGUGACGUCAGCGAAGCCCGACAUUUACGCGCUGAACAUGAAGCCCCCGCCGAAAGGGGGGCGGAAAAAGGCCGGUGGCACAGGAGGGGGAAGGGGAACUAGACGCGGCGUGAAAACAGAGGAGGAGGUGCUCAUGCUCCGCGUGAAGAGGAGCCGGGCGGCCAAGACGAAGCUGACGUCAGCCGAGGGCGAUGAUGACGUCAGCGGGGAGAGCGAGGGGGCGGGGGUAUCGGAACCGGCGCUGGCUCUGGCGCUGCGUCCCAGGAGGGCGGCGGCGGUCGCGGCCCGAGGGCGGCUGACGUCACGGGACGAGGGGAGUGACGUCAGCCUGGAGGAGAGCGAAUCAAAGCCCGGGGAAUUGGAUUUGGAGACGCGGCAGAGACAAGAGAAGGGGAGAGGAAGGGGCCGGUUGCGAAAGGUUGGUGAGGAAAAUUCGGAAGGAGAGGAUCACGAAGGAAGGGCGAAAACGGAGGCGAGAGCAGAGGUCAAAGCAGAGGUGAAGGAGGAAGCGCUGAGUCUCGAGGACCGAGGGAAUGCUGAAGGUGCGGACGGACUGGGUUUGGAUAAGGAACCGAAACCGGAACCGGACGGUGACGUCAGACCUGACGUGGGCGGAUUUACCGGGGAAGGAAUCAGGCAGCGACGGAAAGGCAGGAGGGAAACAGUUGCGGUGAAAGAGGAAGUGAAAGAAGAGGAAGCGGAAGAUCCGGGACCGGUAGGUAUUUGGAGAGAAGGGGAUGCCGAAACGAAGGGUUUGGACCGGUACGUCACGAAUCGAACCGGGGCUGAGGACGAGAGAAAAGUUCGAACGAGGGCUCUAUUCACUCGGAAACGAGACGCCGGGAAUGUAAAUACAAGUCGAGAGCCGGAUAGCGUCUUUGGGGUGAAGGUGAAGGACGAACCCGUUAGCCAGAUCGAGGGACCCGAGUCACAGGUGGGUCCUGGGGAACGCUUCGAUGGGGGACACGUGGCGGAGCCGGAGUGGGGGAGAGAAGACGGGGAGGGGGACGCGGCGAGUGACCCAGGAAAGGUCAAGGGGGAACUGGGACAUGCAUCGGCGGAAAGGGCCUCUGUUGUUGUUGAUGAAACGAGAAUGUCAGCUCCGCAUUUCCCGGACACGACUUCAGCAGACGACAGGAGGGGAGGGUUAGGGGCGGUUGACCCGCCCUCUGGCGCUCGGUUAGCGGAGGAUGCGUCUCGGGCGGAAGCUGGUUCCGUGAGCGAGGCAACCCCGAAGAAGAAACGCAAGGUCAACUUCCGGGAGCAGAUGAAAGCGAUGGGCCUUUGAGAGGAACACAUGCAAGUAGACACUGCCUUUGAUGGUGACUUGUGCUUAGGAAUCGCGACGAAGACCAUAGUUGCUAGUUGAGCACAGAGGCUCCCCGGUGCUUGGCCACGUUUUCGGGAUGCAAUCUGUCGGGCCGUCACGCACUGACUCGGAGAAACAACGCUGGCAGCCUCGCUACAUUUCAGCUGUCAACUGCGCCAGGCGUGGCAUGACGGUGCGGAUCGUGCUAAUAUAUAUUCGACGAUGGUUCAUUGUCAACAAGUUCAACGACGUG
Messenger RNA from Klebsormidium nitens, 4935 nucleotides. The record is from the annotation of a GenBank genome assembly. NCBI's taxonomy places the organism in Eukaryota, Viridiplantae, Streptophyta, Klebsormidiophyceae, Klebsormidiales, Klebsormidiaceae.